AUGGGUUUCCCCUUCUCCUCCAACCACUUCUUGAAAAACAUCCCUUCUUCAUACUCUCCUUGUUUUUUUUUUUCAAACUUUUACCUAAAUCUUAAUCUCCUGCCCUCAGAUUAUGAUGUCAAGCUCAACAGGAACAACCUUCAUGCACACACCUACAAGCUGACGGGAGUCGACCUCAGAAACAUCACAGAGGUAGAAGCCAAAAUUAAGGAGUCAGACUUAGACUACUCACUCCCUACCCUCUUCUUAGCUGAGUGUGUUCUAGUGUACAUGAGCACCAGCAAGUCUUCACAGCUCUUACAGUGGAUUGCAGAAAAGUUUAAGUCUGCAUUCUUCAUAAAUUAUGAAAUGGUCAAUCUUGGUGACAGAUUUGGAGAAGUUAUGGUAAGCAACUUGCGAAGCCGAGGUUGUGACCUGGCGGGGGCUCAAGCAUGCCAGAGCACAGAAACACAGAGGCAAAGAUUUCUUGAAGUUGGAUGGGCUGGAGCAGACUCUUAUGACAUGAUCAACAUAUGGGCUCGACUCCCUCCUGAGGAAAUAUCUCGUGUAAUGCAGAUUGAGUUGCUAGAUGAACAGGAACUUCUUCAACAACUGUUCACACAUUAUGCCAUCACCACUGCCUGGACUGACCACCGAUGGUCAGACAUUCAGCUGUAGUUUUUACGAACAAUUCACUAUUCCUAAAAGAUAUUAGGAGGCAAGCUGUUAUGGUAGAGAUGUAAUGUAUCAGUAAGGUAUCCAGAUAGUAUAGCCAGAUUAACAGAUAAUAUCUAUGCUUGUGACACCAGGAAGUGAUUUCAGUUAGAACAUAUUUAUGAUAUUUCUAUAAAUAGAAGUUCUGGGUAAGGACCAGGUCUUUUCUGACUAAUAUCAUCAUGUCGAAAAAACAGCUUUUGGCCUCAGAGGUUAGUUAUUAAUCAAAAAGAAAACUGGGCAUUAUGGUGAUAAAAUUAGAUUAGAUAAGCUAAAUUGUUUUUGGCAUUUAAUCCUGUUGCUGCUCAACUGGACUGACAAGGUGUGCAUAUAUAUAGCCUUUGUUAUAAGAGGAGAAUAGCUGAUAUUAUGUGAUUAGGUUCAUUAAAGAUAAUUAGUGAAUAAUAUCAUAUGAUUUCUAGACUGCUAGCAUAAUAUAUGGAAAAUUAUGAUACAGCUUAAAUGCUAUAUGCAUACCAGUUGAAAUGUUGAGCAGUAGAAUGGUUGAUGGAAACCUAACUGAAUAUUUUAAUCAGUAAGACUUCGAAAUAUUAAUGUCAUUUAAGCUGCAGCUCUUUCUCUGACAGAGUUUCACUAUUAGUUGAGAAAUUCAUUAUUCACAGCAGUAACAAAAAAUGUUCUUGUUGCAUUAUUAUACAUAUAUUUAUUCAUUAUAUAUAUUCUUUAUAUAUAUUCAUAUAAAAACAUACACACACCUAUAUACAUACAUAUGUAUAUAUUUAAGCAGCAUACUUUGGAAGGUAAACAGUCUUCCGCAGGUUCCUGUAUCCCUUGUAUAGAAAAAAAUUGCCAUUGAACCCAUCCUUGUCAACUCAGAAGGGACAAUAUUUACUACUAGGUGAUGUGUUCAUUUUCUUUUGCUUUUGUUUUUGUUUUAGGUGGUUAAUGGAUGUUUCAAUAUGUAUUCCCUUUGGUGUUGUGUACUGCUUGUUGCAGAUAUAUCAUGUGUAUAUUGAAUAAGGGUAGUGUGACAAUAAUGUUUAAGGUUAACAUAAUAAUUUUUGAACAAGAUUUUCUUCCUGCUUUUUGAAGAUUUCUUUUGUGUUGUGUGUGACUCAAGGUUAUGAAAAUAUUUUUAUGCAAUUUUCCUAUAUGUUUAAUAAUCUUUGGCUAGUAAGUGUGUUUAUACUUUUGCAUAUAAGUGAACAUUUUUACAAAUAGGACAUACAGUUUGAUAACUAGACAACAAAAAAGAAAUAGUGAUUGAUUUUAAAUAAAUAUAAAAAGAAGAAGACUGCACAUGCAAAUGUGUACAUACACACACAUAUGCACAUGAACAUGCACAUGCAAACA
Molecule: messenger RNA, 2007 nt
Organism: Penaeus vannamei (Pacific white shrimp)
Lineage: Eukaryota; Metazoa; Arthropoda; Malacostraca; Decapoda; Penaeidae
Product: leucine carboxyl methyltransferase 1
Biological process (GO): C-terminal protein methylation
Cellular component (GO): cytosol
Molecular function (GO): protein C-terminal leucine carboxyl O-methyltransferase activity
Source: RefSeq, a predicted model, not a curated record